Molecule: messenger RNA, 3993 nt
Organism: Python bivittatus (Burmese python)
Lineage: Eukaryota; Metazoa; Chordata; Lepidosauria; Squamata; Pythonidae
Gene: SLC35A1
Product: solute carrier family 35 member A1
Biological process (GO): pyrimidine nucleotide-sugar transmembrane transport
Cellular component (GO): Golgi membrane
Molecular function (GO): pyrimidine nucleotide-sugar transmembrane transporter activity
Source: RefSeq, a predicted model, not a curated record
UCCGGCAGCAGGAUCGAAGCGAUGCGGCCCGAAAUAGGCAGUCUACCCAGCCUCUACAGCACUCUAUGGUAAAUUGGACUGAUUAGCUGGGCGGGCUUUUUUGCUCGCCAAUUGAUUCCUUCUGUUGGCUACUAUGGCGCCUCCGAAAGAAAAUGUCAGCCUACUUUUUAAGUUGUACUGCUUGACAGUGAUGACCUUAGUGGCUGCAACAUAUACAGUAGCAUUGCGAUAUACAAGAACAACUGAAGCAGUUCUGUACUUUACAUCCACAGCUGUUUGCAUUACAGAAGUUAUCAAAUUAUUCCUAAGUCUGGGCAUUUUAGCAAAGGAGACUGGAAGCCUAGGCAAACUGUUAAUGUCUUUGAAAGAAAAUGUCUUGGGAAGCCCUAAAGAAUUAUUGAAAUUAAGUGUUCCUUCGGUUGUGUAUGCCGUUCAGAAUAACAUGGCCUUCCUGGCUCUCAGCAAUUUGGAUGCAGCAGUUUACCAGGUGACGUAUCAGCUGAAAAUCCCCUGCACGGCCUUGUGCACUGUCCUGAUGCUGAACCGCUCCCUUAGUCGGCUACAGUGGUUCUCAGUGUUUAUGCUGUGUGGUGGAGUCACGCUCGUGCAGUGGAAGCCAGCUCAGGCUACGAAAGUUCAGGUGGAGCAGAAUCCACUGCUAGGGUUUGGCGCGAUAGCAAUUGCUGUUCUAUGUUCAGGAUUUGCAGGAGUAUAUUUUGAGAAAGUACUAAAAAGCUCUGAUACAUCUUUAUGGGUUAGAAACAUUCAGAUGUAUCUGUCCGGAAUUGCAGUGACAUUGCUUGGGGUCUACACAGCCGAAGGAACUCAAGUAAUGGAGAAGGGGUUUUUUUAUGGCUAUACACCGUAUGUCUGGUUUGUCAUCUUUCUUUCCAGUGUUGGAGGCCUCUAUACUUCAGUUGUUGUUAAAUAUACAGACAACAUUUUGAAAGGUUUUUCUGCAGCAGCAGCCAUUGUGCUCUCUACAGUUGCAUCAGUCAUUCUCUUCGGUUUACAAAUCACCAUAACUUUCUCUCUGGGUGCACUGCUUGUCUGCGUUUCAAUAUAUCUGUAUGGAUUGCCUCGACAAGAUACAACAAAAAUUCAGCCAGCAGAAACAAAAACGUCGAAAGGGAACCUUACGACUGUGUGAUGUCUGUCUUCAUGAAGAAUAGGAAAGGCAAUACAAAGCAAAGGAGAGAAUCUGUGUGCCUCUCCCCCCACCCCCACUCCUUUCUUUUUGAAUUUGGCCUUCAGUUCUUUAUGGAAGGCUUCUGAUGGGACUGAAAGUGAAGUCAGUCAUUCGUUGAAUGAGAAUUUACAUUGGAGGAGGAUUCUUCGCUAAUCUGUAGAACCUCACUUUCCCUAUAAACUUUUGCAAUCAAAGAUGCUGCAUGCUGAAAAGAAUCAAUGGAAGGCAGAGUUACACUGUAUAAAAUAAAUAGGGAGAUGGCCUUGGAAUUUACUCCCAUGUUACAACAUGAUACAUAGGCUUUGUUGCCAGAAAUGCUUGCAGUUGCAAGGAGGAGAUAAUUCAAGCUUAAAUGUGACCAAAACAACGUAAGAUUAUAUUGGAAGGAUAGCAUUUUUUUCUUCAUGGAUACCUGGCAUUAAGAUCCAGUAUUGCUUUUAUGAUAAAAAUAGUUGUUGCAACAAGAAAAGCACAGUGACAGUUGUGAGACAGAAGGCAAAAUGCUAUUACUGGAGUUUUAAAACUCAAAAUGGUAAUUUAUUUUUUGAUAUCCUGAACCCAAGAUCGCUACUUUUUGAAAUAGCAGAAAGAAAAAAAUACUGCGACUUCUUUUAAGAAUUUUAUAUUGAAAAAGGGAAGGGGAUAGAUCAUUGUAUAUACAUUUACUUAUGCAUUGAUUUAACUGGUAAUUACAUACAUUCUUGUGCAAUAUGGCUAGUGUUAUGUACUGUUUCAAUUUGAAUCUUUAUACUUGUGUUAAAUAUGUUUUAGAGAAAGGGAACAAGCCCUAUGGAUUAAAUAUCAUUUAGGUUUAUAUUUACUGAUUUUUGUCAAUUUUCAUACUGAAAUUGUUGAAAGGUAAAUAUUUUUUAACGCUUUCUGCAGCUUUUGAAAAACGAGGCUUUAAGAAAUUAAAAUGCAUAAUUUCUGUAAAUCGAGCUGUAACACAGAGAACCAAUUAACAGUAACAUUGGGUAAAAGGCUUGAAUUCAGACUAUGACAAUCUGAUUAAUCAGAAUGGCAAGAAUUGAUUUUGAACUUUACGGCCAGCAAGUGUAACUACUCCAAUUUGGCCCUUUCCAGUUUUGUCGUUGCCACGCUGGCUGGGGGUGCCUGAAAUUGUAGCUCAAUUUCUGUGGGGGGAACCAGAGAGGAAUGGCUGAGCUACAUUCUGCAUCCGAGACCACUGGGUUAAGUAUGUGGAAUGGGUUACAAAUAGAGUGGAAGGAUUCUUUCUGUUUGAGGCUGCCUGACUCUAAACAAAAUGAGUUGCCCUCCUUUGCACAGAAUUUGGAGGGAGUCCUUGUGAUGUUGUAAAGUGCCUCACCCAACUUUUUGGGAGGGAAGGAAAAGACUAAGACAAAACUGUCUGACAACAACUGAUCAUGGAAAAAAGCAAAACGGAGGACAGAAUCUGAAUACCAUCUGCCCACGCUAUAUAGUCAUUUAUCAGGCAUUUGGAAGAAAAAAGGACAACAGAACAGGGGAAUAAAUGCAGAGAAACCAAAUGCGGAAGCCUGUUUGCAGAGAGGACUGGGAGAAAAUAAAUAGAAGUUGUUAUCAUUUUUUUCCUAGCAAUUACUCUCCAGAGAGGAAUAGAAACCUCACAGCAAAGCAUUUAUUUGUUUUGACCUCUAUAUCUCCUUUUUUCUGUAUCAUAGUAAGGAAAAGGUAAAACUAUAAACGUGAUAGUGGAUGCUUUAUUUCCACAGUGGAAGUAGGACUGAGAUAGAUUUCUUGGAAUAGAAGUAGCCCAGCUUCGCAGUACAUAUUUCAUGGUCAGAUUCUCCGGCUUUGGGAGAUGGCUAUCAAGGCAUUUAUCAGGUUUUCUACAAACAUUUCACCCUGCAUCUCCCUGCAGGCUUCCUCAGUGCAACAGGUUAGAAGGGGGGGGGGGUUACCUUGCAGCGACCCUUCCUUCUGAAUUAUCACACCGAGGAAACCUGAUUUGUACCUUAGUAUUGAUUUCCCAAAGCCUGGAGAACCCAGGUACAUACAGAAAGCGCUGUUUAGUACAGCAUAAUAAAUACUUCUGUAUUCUUGAAGGGACAUUAUGGCAAAAAGCUAUAAGCAACAGUCUUUGGGGAUCAGUAGAUAUGCGAGAUUAGACGUUCUUACAGUGGGGGUGAGGAGAUGUAUGGCCCAAAGGAGUACUUGAACUGUAAGUCCCAGCCCUCCUCAUCAAUGACUAGGGUGGCUGAGCUACGGUGAUGCUGAUCCCAACAUUGGAAACACCAUGUGCUCCCCUUGUUAGCCCUAGAUGGCAUCCAAAAGUAAGUUCUGUUUAAACCGUGGCAUUCCCCAAUAAAGUAUCAGAUUGCAAUCACCUACCAUGCAAAUGAAUAGGUAGCCCACAGAGGGUUUUUGAAAGAAUGAUGCCUUUAGAGGCUGGUGACUUUCCUUGGGGCAUAGCAGCUUCCUCUUAUUUUUUUAAAAGAAAGUUUCAAAAGUUUAAAGUCAGAUGGAGCAACCAGAUAAGGACUGCAUCCAUGGGACUUGCAUAGCUCAUAAUGCCAAAAUAGCUUUUAUCUUAAAUGUACCAUACACAUUAAAUUACGUUUUAAAAAAAGAUGCCCACCUUUCAAACCAAGCGCUUAUGAGGAACAAAAAGGAAAGAAAACAGUUCCACCACUAAUUUCCUCAUAACGACAAUGCUUUGUAUUACAAAGGUACAUACUGGAAUUUCAUUUUUAAGUGAUAUUAUUUGGUGCCAAUUGCACAGCUGCUGAAAUCUUCAACCAACUGAAAGGUUUUGAUUUCACAGCAGGUCAGUAGAGUGGCAAAGCAGCAGUCAUAGAGUCUGG